Capronia coronata CBS 617.96 is the source of this 942-nucleotide messenger RNA. RefSeq lists its product as uncharacterized. Lineage: Eukaryota; Fungi; Ascomycota; Eurotiomycetes; Chaetothyriales; Herpotrichiellaceae. The record is from RefSeq and is a predicted model, not a curated record. The coding region runs from base 1 to 942 and encodes 313 amino acids. Gene Ontology annotation, biological process: proteolysis. The transcript has 2 exons. Gene Ontology annotation, molecular function: peptidase activity.
AUGACAUCUUCGCUCGGUCUUAUCGAAGGCACGGUUGCCUUCCAGCAUCCCACACUUCCCAAACCUUGCGAGACAUGGUACAAGGUGUACGGCGACUCGACGGCCUCACGCAGCGGACGGCCCCUGGUGACGUUGCAUGGCGGACCCGGGAUGGCGCACAACUACCUUCUGUCCCUCUCCGCGCUGGCCGAGAAGGCCAAGUAUGGCAUCCCCGUGGUCUUCUACGACCAGAUUGGCUCCGGCAGGUCAACACACCUACCGGAGAAAAGAUUGGACGAGGCCUUCUGGCAACCGGAUCUGUUCAUGGCCGAGCUGGACAAUCUCCUGGACCACCUUGGCAUCGCCGACGACUUUGAUCUUCUCGGCCAGUCAUGGGGUGGCAUGCUCGGGGCCAUGUUCGCUGUCAGGGGUCAUCCCGGCCUCAAGAGGCUCAUCAUUUCCAAUUCACCCGCGAGCAUGCCAUUGUGGGUGGAGUCUUGCAACUUCUGGCGGAAGCAACUGCCCCCCGACAUCCAGCACGCCUUGUCCAAGCACGAGGCUGACGAGACCUAUACCGACCCCGAGUAUCUGCACGCCGUGGAAUACUUCUACAAGCUGCAUCUGUGCCGCGUCUUCCCCUUCCCUCAAACCUUGCUGGACACGCUUGCGUGGGUGGACAAGGACGAUACCGUCUACAGAACCAUGAACGGACCCAGCGAAUUUACUGUCGUGGGGACUCUGAGGCAAUGGAGUAUUACGGACCAGGUGCACAAAAUCUCCGUGCCCACAUUGGUAUUGAACGCCGAGUUUGACGAGGCAAGGGACAGUUGCGUGUACCCCUAUUUCUCCGGCAUCCCCAAGGUCAAGUGGUACACAUUUCCCGGCGCCAGUCACUGCACCAGCCUCGAAAUCCCUGACGAGUACAUGGCUGUCGUGGCACAGUUCCUCCUGAGCCCUUCGUGA